Molecule: messenger RNA, 4845 nt
Organism: Dendronephthya gigantea
Lineage: Eukaryota; Metazoa; Cnidaria; Anthozoa; Malacalcyonacea; Nephtheidae
Product: macrophage mannose receptor 1-like
Exons: 24
Coding region: 1-3801 (1266 amino acids)
Molecular function (GO): signaling receptor activity
Source: RefSeq, a predicted model, not a curated record
AUGAGCUGGCAGGAUUCCAAAGCUAACUGUUUAGGUUAUGGAGCUGACCUAGUUUCUAUUCAUGAUUCAUCGGAAGUUAAUUUUAUUAAUCAAGAAACAAGUAAACUAAGCACCUUCUGGUUCUGGAUUGGGUUAUAUCGUAACAAAACGACGAAUGAUGCAAAGGUUGGCUGGAUCUGGAGUGAUGGAAGUAAUUUAACAAAUCCUCAGUGGGCGCGUGGCGAACCGAAUAAUUAUCGGGGUAAUGAAAAGUGUGGAGAAAUUCAUACAAAAAGGAAGCUUUGGAAUGACAAUGAUUGUUCUAAACAGUUCGCGUCAAUAUGCAAAAGAAAAAAAGGUCUUCCUGAUCUAACCACCCCUACUGCUGGAACUCUUCCUCCCACAAAAUUGAUCACGAGUAAGGGGUGCCCUAAAAAUUGGAAGGAACAUGGCAAUUCAUGCUAUCUUUUUGUAAAUCCUACUUUAAGAAAUCGGUUGAACUGGGAGGAUUCCAAAGCUAACUGUUUAGGUUAUGGAGCUGACCUAGUUUCUAUUCAUGAUUCAUCGGAAGUUAAUUUUAUUAAUCAAGAAACAAGUAAACUAAGCACCUUCUGGUUCUGGAUUGGGUUAUAUCGUAACAAAACGACGAAUGAUGCAAAGGUUGGCUGGAUCUGGAGUGAUGGAAGUAAUUUAACAAAUCCUCAGUGGGCGCGUGGCGAACCGAAUAAUUAUCGGGGUAAUGAAAAGUGUGGAGAAAUUCAUACAAAAAGGAAGCUUUGGAAUGACAAUGAUUGUUCUAAACAGUUCGCGUCAAUAUGCAAAAGAAAAAAAGGUCUUCCUGAUCUAACCACCCCUACUGCUGGAACUCUUCCUCCCACAAAAUUGAUCACGAGUAAGGGGUGCCCUAAAAAUUGGAAGGAACAUGGCAAUUCAUGCUAUCUUUUUGUAAAUCCUACUUUAAAAUUCGAAACAAGUAAACUAAGCACCUUCUGGUUCUGGAUUGGGUUAUAUCGUAAGAAAACGACGAAUGAUGCAAAGGUUGGCUGGAUCUGGAGUGAUGGAAGUAAUUUAACAAAUCCUCAGUGGGCGCGUGGCGAACCGAAUAAUUAUCGGGGUAAUGAAAAGUGUGGAGAAAUUCAUACAAAAAGGAAGCUUUGGAAUGACAAUGAUUGUUCUAAACAGUUCGCGUCAAUAUGCAAAAGAAAAAAAGGUCUUCCUGAUCUAACCACCCCUACUGCUGGAACUCUUCCUCCCACAAAAUCACCUUCUGGUUCUGGAUUGGGUUAUAUCGUAAAAACGACGAAUGAUGCAAAGGUUGGCUGGAUCUGGAGUGAUGGAAGUAAUUUAACAAAUCCUCAGUGGGCGCGUGGCGAACCGAAUAAUUAUCGGGGUAAUGAAAAGUGUGGAGAAAUUCAUACAAAAAGGAAGCUUUGGAAUGACAAUGAUUGUUCUAAACAGUUCGCGUCAAUAUGCAAAAGAAAAAAAGGUCUUCCUGAUCUAACCACCCCUACUGCUGGAACUCUUCCUCCCACAAAAUUGAUCACGAGUAAGGGGUGCCCUAAAAAUUGGAAGGAACAUGGCAAUUCAUGCUAUCUUUUUGUAAAUCCUACUUUAAAAAUUCGGUUAAUGAGCUGGCAGGAUUCCAAAGCUAACUGUUUAGGUUAUGGAGCUGACCUAGUUUCUAUUCAUGAUUCAUCGGAAGUUAAUUUUAUUAAUCAAGAAACAAGUAAACUAAGCACCUUCUGGUUCUGGAUUGGGUUAUAUCGUAAGAAAACGACGAAUGAUGCAAAGGUUGGCUGGAUCUGGAGUGAUGGAAGUAAUUUAACAAAUCCUCAGUGGGCGCGUGGCGAACCGAAUAAUUAUCGGGGUAAUGAAAAGUGUGGAGAAAUUCAUACAAAAAGGAAGCUUUGGAAUGACAAUGAUUGUUCUAAACAGUUCGCGUCAAUAUGCAAAAAAAAAAAAGGUCUUCCUGAUCUAACCACCCCUACUGCUGGAACUCUUCCUCCCACAAAAUGUCUUCCUGAUCUAACCACCCCUACUGCUGGAAGUCUUCCUCCCACAAAAUAUUCGCCGCCAAAAUGCGAUCAUGGAUGGAUUUCAUAUAACAGAUCUUGCUAUCGAAUUUUUUCCAAUCCAAGAAAUUGGUUCGGAGCAAAAAGCGCUUGUCGAGAUACAGGAGGGCACUUGGUUAGAAUUGAUGAUGAUAAUGAGCAGAAAUUUCUAGCUUAUGAAGUUUUUCCGAGACGUGAUACCGCGUUUUGGCUUGGCUUGAACGAUCUCGCCACUGCUGGACAAUGGGUUUGGGAGUUUCGUUCUGGCGAUUCUUUGGUUUUCAAAAAUUGGCAGACGGGUGAACCAAAUGGUUUAGGGAGGGAACGAUGUGUGGAAAUGUAUGGAUUUGCUCCAGUAGCUGGUCGUUGGAAUGAUGCUUACUGCAAUGGACCCAAAUCUUACAUUUGUGAGAAGGAGGAAGGGCAAAAUAUAUGUCCUGAAGGAUGGAUCCCGUACAAUGAUACAUGUUACCAAUUUAACAUGCGACCCUCGCAAAAGAUGACUUGGACAGAAGCUGAAGCAGCUUGUAAUGCAAUUGGAAAUUUUGCAUCGCUUGUUCAAAUAAACAGUCAAAAUGAACAAGAUUUUGUUUCGAAACGAAUUAAAUCAAUCUCUAACGAAGACGCCUGGAUAGGUCUUAGUGAUCUUGGCCAUGAAAAUGUGUUUCUUUGGACGGCCACAAACUCAGAAUUGGAGAGCACAGGAUAUAAAAUUUGGGCAAAUGGCAAUCCGACUGAAAAUGCGGAGAAUCGCGACUGCGUUAUGAUAUUAGGUGCAAGAAAUGACGGCGCAUGGGCGGUUAAAAAUUGUACGUUAAAAAGAAACUUUGUCUGUAUGAGAAAUAGAGAUUUGACGUAUUGUAAUGGGCCACUUGGAAUGGAAAAUGGAAAGAUAUCCGAUUCUCAAAUUAUAGCCAGCAGUUACUCUCCUGGAAAUGAACCGGCCCGUGCUCGAUUACGUCACAGUGGGGCGUGGUGUCCCGUGAAAGCAAGUCAAAACGAAUAUCUUCAAGUUGAGUUUCCUUUCUUGGCUGACAUCAGGAUGAUUGUCACCGAAGGAAACCUGUCAACUUACAAAUUGAAAAUUGGCAAAGAUGGAAAAACAUUCAAAGAUUACAAUGCAGCAAAACUGACUCUAAUGCAAGACGAGACUUACAACUACACAAAAUUUAAUUCGUCGUUAAUUGCUAAAGCUGUUCGAAUUUUUCCAUUGUCAUGGAAGAAUAAUCCAUGUUUCAGGGUGGAGUUUGUUGGUUGUCGAGCACCAGGAGCUGAAAUUAUUCCAACGACUCAACAAACUGCGCAAAAAGUCUCUUUUCGCAUCACGAGCAUUGAUUGGAAUGACAGAAUGAGUGAUUCAAAAUCUAAGGAAUUUGCUGAAACAAGUAAAAUGAUUAUAAAAGAGGUGGAAACUGUAUACAGCAAAAGCGAAUCAUUUCGAAGUGCCAAAGUCCUUAAGUUGACCAAAGGAAGCGUUGUUACCGUCAUUGAAUUGACAUUUAAUCCAGAAUUUGACGAUGAUGACAACGGCACGUUAAACCUGAAAGCUGCUGUGGAAAGUGGUGAAGUUGGGUCACUUAAAGUGGAUAAAGGAUCGUAUAAAAAGCUAGGAGAAGAAAAUAUACAAGAUAGCACAGGAGACGACUCUGGCAGUCUUUCUCGUGGAGCAGUUGCUGGUAUCGUUAUUACUGUCCUAGUUUUGUUGGCACUUGCUGCUGGUGGUGCGUUCUUAUUUUAUCGUCGCCGACAUCCGAUUGAUCCGGAGAAUUAACAUAAAUUAAUAAAAAUAGCCGCGACAACGCGGAUAGCUUGAUUUAGCACAAUUAUAAAUGAUAAAACGAUGUAGAGAUAUUUUCCCAUGCACAAUCAAUGUGCACAUGCAAUUCGUCUGCGGUGACACUGAACAGCUUAAAGAAGGACUGGAAGUUUAUGCUGCAUGUUAUUACUUCAUCGAAUAGAGUGUAAGAAAUCGGCUCUUAGACAUUUUCCGAAGUAUUGAAUAGCGGAUUGAGGGAAAAAACAAAUAGAAGAGUGAUGUUAUUAACCUAAUAUUAUUUAAUAGAAUAAAAUUUUUCGCUGUGUUCACAUGCUUGCCGAUGGGCUAAAAAUAAAAUAAAAACGUGUUUCGAGUGUGCACCACAUGAAAUAAUAUCAGAACCAACUAUUUGUGGAUUAUAGCCCUUUAUAGUUUAUCGAGACUGGUACAAGAACCUGGGCAAAACUCUCAAUUUAUAGACUGCAAAAGUGAGUGACUGCAUGGAAUGACAUUUAUGAAAAGGUAUGUCGUUUGCGAAACUGGCCGUUUUAUUUCGUUUUGCAUGUAAGUAUUCCGAAUACAUGCAUGGUUGUUUUUGUUUAAUGUAUUCCAUUUCUCUAAAUGCAUCUAGUCUCUGAAGUGUGUGCUUUGGACAGGGAAAUUGAAAGAGAAAGAAAAAGUUUCUGCAAGGUGCAAAAUUGACGUCAUCAACUCGUGUGGAUGUAUACCAGGCAAGAAAUGCCAAGUAUUUUAUCCAUGUGUUUGGCGGAUACUGUGAGUUUCGUUUGAAUAUUUUGAUUAUCGAUAUACUUAUUUUUUUAGGGGAUGCAACAUUACUUUACUAUAUAUCAGGCAAGGAGAAGUAAGCAUGCCCCUUUCAAUCUUGUAAUUUAUUAGCGCACAAUAUUGACGGAGUUGUAUCACUUGCAUGCUCUCACCGGAAUAUAUCUGACCUGGCGGCUGACUGGACCGGUUAGUAUAUAUAACUGUGGCAUAACAAUAGCAAUAAUAGAGCUUUAGGAAUUUGACGUGCCUUGGCCUGACUUCAACGUAAUUUUU